ACUGCCAAAGGAUCUGGUUUGUUUCCCAUUUUCGUUUUAAACCAAAACAUGCUACCCUCCACUUCUUUAUAACCAACCCCAACUAAGAAAAGUAGUAAGCUUCUUCACUCACAUAGCUAUAACAAGAGAGAGACCGAGAGAGAUAGAGAGAGACAGAGAGCAACAAUUAUUUCUUAGAAGUUUCAAAAGCAUAGAUCUAAAGCAAAGAGCCUAAAGAUGAUGAAGGGAAGCAAGUCAUACACGGAGUAUUCAUCAUCUUUCUCAACGGAUGAAUUUGGUUAUGAUCAGAACCGCUCAAACUCCUAUAACUUUAAUGGGCCUUGCAUCAACACAGAUCCGGAGAUGAAGAGGAAGAAGAGAGUAGCUUCUUACAAUCUCUUUGCCACGGAAGAAAAGCUCAAGAGUACUCUCAAGAACAGUUUCAAAUGGAUCAAGAACAAGUUCUCAGGGGAUGAUAAUAGUAUCCGGUACAACGUCUAGAUUAGUCAACUUUAAUACUUUCAUCUACAUCUUCUUCGAUCUUUCUUUUUAGUUACACUACGACAAGAUCAUAGUGAAACUUAACAUGUAUAUUAAGUGUGUGAGAUUAUGUAUGUGUGUCUUUCGAUAGAUUUGUACGUUUACUCAAAUGGAAAUAUCGAUUUUGUCUAUGUGCCAGAAUUAUAAAAUCCAACUUUUAAUUCUUUC
Camelina sativa (false flax) is the source of this 687-nucleotide messenger RNA. RefSeq lists its product as uncharacterized. NCBI's taxonomy places the organism in Eukaryota, Viridiplantae, Streptophyta, Magnoliopsida, Brassicales, Brassicaceae. The record is from RefSeq and is a predicted model, not a curated record.